UCAGACGUGCACGCGCUACGUGCGUCACGGAGCUCGGUGGCAGCAGCAGAGACCCCGCAGCGGCAGUGCCAUGGAGCUCCAGCCCAGUAUCCGAACAGAACCCGAGCCUGGCAUGGUCCAACCCGGCGGCCAGAGAGACGUGUUGUGUGAGCGGGACGAACAGGAGAAGUUGUCCGGUGUUGUGAAACGCGUCCACCGAAAACUGCGGAGGAAAUAUAUCGAAGUGGGCGACUUUGAUAAGAUCUGGCGUGAGCACUGCGAGGACGAGCAGACGCUGAACGAAUAUGCCUUUGCCAUGAAGAGUCUCGCCGACAACCACUGGGCCAAGAAAUGCGACGGAGAGGGACGCAUCGAGUGGUGCCGCAGUGUUUGUCAGGAGUACUUUAUGGAUGGUGGAAUGAAGAAGGUGUUGGAGAAGGAUGCGACGGCUGCGAAACAUGCUGCAGAUGCAAGUGGGACACCUUUAAGUCCAGACUCCUCUCAGCCCAGUUUAAGCUUCCGAAACGACAAGCUGCGUCUACUUGACGUGGGUAGUUGCUUCAAUCCCUUCUUGAAGUUUGACGAGUUCCUCACAGUAGGAAUAGACAUAGUGCCUGCGGUUGAGAGCGUGUACAAAUGUGACUUCCUGAAUCUGCAGCUUCAGCAGCCUUUGCAGCUGGCGAGCGAUGCGCUCAAUGCGUUCUUGCGCCAGCUGCGCGACCCUAUCGAGACACUUCCUGGGCAGCUCUUUCACGUGGUCGUGUUCUCCUUAUUGCUCUCCUACUUCCCCUCACCGUACCAGCGCUGGCUGUGCUGCAAGAAGGCCCACGAGCUCCUGGCGCUGCACGGUCUUCUCCUGAUCAUUACCCCCGACUCGUCACAUCAGGGUCGCCACGCACUCAUGAUGCGCAGUUGGCGCGUAGCCAUCGAGUCCCUGGGUUUCAGGCGCUACAAAUACGUCAAAUUCUCCCACAUGCACAUGCUCGCCUUCCGCAAGGUCUCCAUCACUACCAGCAGCGACCUAGUGAGUCACAACUACCCCGAGAUGCUGUACAUCCCGCAGGAUUUCGGCCUGCUCGAUGAAGAUGACGUGUUCAGGGACUCGUGCCAGCCAGCGCGCUCCGACUCUGAGGACGAGCAUCUGGCGCAGUGUUUCACCGAGCUCCCCGAAACGUCCUAUGACUCGGACUCAGGCGAGAGUCAAAGCGGCUCGGUGCCAUUUCACGAACUGGAGGACCCUGUUCUACUGUACAGCUGAAGCCCAGGCUGUUUUGUCCAGCCUUGCUAGAUCGCAGCCAUGUCGGCAAAUUAACACCAGGCUUUCUUACCCUUAGUGCUUUUUACAAGAAAGCUCCCAGCUCUUUUACUCUCGCUUCUUUUUAUGUGAAAUGACGCAGUUUGCACAGUUUAUGAAAUGAACAUGUGCCAUGGAUAGUUGGGCAGGUCCAUCUCUCCCAUGUUGCUAUGCGACCCCAUGACAGUCAGGCUUCUGAUGUAGAUGAGUGACCAUACAUGCAGGUGCUAACGUGACGUGGGAGAGACACGGCGGAUGUUGAAUUAAGAUAAAGGAUGUUUACACUUAGGUGGUGUUGAGCUUUUUAAUAGGUAAAGAAAACGCACCGUUUUACACGUUUAAACAUAUCCACACAGUGGCGAGUACCGGUUGUAGUUUGGCAGUUAAAACGGGUUGAUCUGGCGAAUAAAGCAGCUGAGCAAGCUCAGGAUUUGUGUGCUGUUAUUCAGUGCAUAUGUGAUUUUGAGACUUUUUCAAAUAGACCUUUUCAAGCAACAAAUAACUUUUUUUUUUUUGUAUCGUAGACUUGCACACUGUCGUUGGCGAAGUUAAGAAUACAGUAGUUUAACUAGUGAUUGUGCAGAAUUUAUUUUUUGAUCAGUUAGCCGCUGUAGAGUGCACUCCUCCUCGUAGAAUUUUACACAAGCAUUUUUUGAAGUGAUAUUUGUAGCAUUUUACGUGUUUAGUAACUCUGUAUUGCGCUUGCUUAUGUGACCCUGAGACCAUGUGUUUUUCUAAAGGUUUGUUGGACAUGGUCCUGUUUAUAAAGUAGUUGUAGUCAUAACUAAAGAAGACUAGAGGAGAGGUAGGUUUGCGGGGUGUUUCGUGUGGUGGUUGUUACUAACUUUUUUUUUUUUAAUUUUGCGAGCGAAAGUGCAAAGAGCAUAUUUUAGCUGUGAACAUAGUUAUAGAAGGUAACGGUAAAAACGUAUAACCAGUAGAUGUAAGCGGUUGAUUCAAUGCACAUGUAGUUAAGAAAAGUUUGUCAUAGCUUUACUGAAUAUUGAAUGUUUUUUUUUCUUUCAAUUUUUAAGGCAAACUCCAAAAUUUUCAAACGUCUUAAGCUGUUUGCGCUGUUAUUGAUUGAUUAUAAAUGAUUUUGCAUGCAUGCAUACAUACACUGAGGAUUUCUUGCUAAAAACAAAUGAAAUACAUUUGAAUAAUAUUUCAAAGCUUUGAAAGUGUUUUUGGUGGAUUUAACCUCAGUGAGGUUUUUCCUCAUAUCACGUUUAUUUGUACGAAGUGCUUUAAGUUCUCUUUGUAUUUCACUGUGAAUAGGCAGUUUCUUUCGCUGCAGCAGUUGCACUUCUUUAAGAACACACUCUUUGGAGACAUUUAAUAAGAGCGCCUUAUUUUUCGCAAGAACGACGACGCAUUGUUUCACAUGCGAAAGUUGUGCAUUAUUCCAAAACGCAUUUUUAUCCCGGCAGGUUCUUUACAUUUAGAACAGUACACAAGGGUACACAAAUAUACGAAAUAUUCAUCUAUCCAGAGUGAGUGAGUCUUAAAGCUUUGAGCGGUUGUGUAUACAAUUGCAGUCUGAACACAUUUUUGAAACACAAGUCACUUUUGAGGGUGCUCGAGAAGCGCACACUGGAAGACCGGUUCUGUCUUUUUAAUACAGAAUCUGUUAGAAAAAUUGGUGCCUUUUUAUCCUGAACUGCAUUUUUACGACUAAAAAAAACUGGAAUAAAGGACAAAAUAAUGUGGUUUGCUGCAUGAUGGACAAAUCCUGGAAUUGGACAGAAGCCAAAUUCUGAAGCGUUUAAAGAAAUGACUGGCUCUUAAACAGAUCUGGUGAUUAUCACCACGUAAUACUGUCACUUUAAUUGCAUUAGCAAUAGUAUUACAGGCUUUAAGCAUGCUCUUGGUUCAUUAGACUAUUGGAUGUUUUACUACAAAGAUGUGUUUGUGCUCUUGUGUGAGGUGGUACGUUUGUCCUUUUUCUUGGUCCUGUGUGCAUGAAUAGUUUCUCUUUAGUGUUGGAGUUCAGGAUUGUCAGUGUGGUUUUUAUUGUUUGUGGGUUUUUUGGGGUUUUUGUUUAUUUGUAUUUUAGCAACCUGCUCCUUUAUAAACGAGUUGUGUUGCUUACACAUGCAAAAUGUUAAUAAAAAAAAGACAUCUGA
Neoarius graeffei (lesser salmon catfish) is the source of this 3399-nucleotide messenger RNA. It is a transcript of the gene samtor, whose product is annotated as base methyltransferase of 25S rRNA 2 homolog. Bases 71 to 1237 code for a protein of 388 amino acids. The record is from RefSeq and is a predicted model, not a curated record. Gene Ontology annotation, biological process: negative regulation of TORC1 signaling. The transcript is spliced from 5 exons. NCBI's taxonomy places the organism in Eukaryota, Metazoa, Chordata, Actinopteri, Siluriformes, Ariidae.